GUGUAUAAAUACUGCUGACAGCCUCAUGUGCGCCAUUACCUCUUACAUCGACCCCUUAACUGUCGACUUGUAAGACGCCUGGCUGAGAAGACUCGUCCCUCCUCUUUUAGAACUUCAACAAAGAAACAAUGCGUGAGUGCAUCUCCAUCCAUGUAGGUCAGGCUGGUGUCCAGAUUGGCAACGCCUGCUGGGAGCUCUACUGUCUGGAGCAUGGAAUCCAGCCGGACGGGCAGAUGCCCAGUGACAAGAGCAUUGGAGGUGGAGAUGACUCCUUCAACACAUUCUUCAGUGAGACUGGAGCUGGGAAGCACGUCCCCAGAGCAGUUUUCGUAGACUUGGAGCCUACUGUCAUUGAUGAGGUGCGUACUGGAACCUACCGCCAGCUGUUCCACCCUGAGCAGCUGAUCACUGGUAAGGAGGAUGCUGCCAACAACUAUGCUCGUGGACACUACACCAUUGGCAAAGAGAUCAUCGACCUGGUUUUGGACAGGAUCCGCAAACUGGCGGACCAGUGCACUGGUCUUCAGGGCUUCCUGGUCUUCCACAGCUUUGGUGGAGGUACCGGCUCUGGUUUCACCUCCCUGCUGAUGGAGCGUCUGUCUGUGGACUACGGCAAGAAGUCCAAGCUGGAGUUCUCCAUCUACCCAGCUCCCCAGGUGUCCACUGCUGUGGUGGAGCCCUACAACUCCAUCCUGACCACCCACACCACCUUGGAGCACUCUGACUGUGCCUUCAUGGUGGACAAUGAGGCUAUCUACGACAUCUGCCGUAGAAACCUAGACAUCGAGCGUCCCACCUACACCAACCUGAACAGGUUGAUCGGUCAGAUUGUGUCCUCCAUUACUGCGUCUCUCCGCUUUGAUGGUGCCCUGAAUGUUGAUCUGACAGAGUUCCAGACCAACCUGGUGCCGUAUCCCCGUAUCCACUUCCCUCUGGCUACCUAUGCUCCUGUCAUCUCAGCUGAGAAGGCUUACCACGAGCAGCUUUCAGUUGCUGAGAUCACCAACGCCUGCUUCGAGCCAGCCAAUCAGAUGGUCAAAUGUGACCCCCGCCACGGCAAGUACAUGGCCUGCUGCCUUCUGUACCGUGGUGAUGUGGUGCCCAAAGAUGUCAAUGCUGCCAUCGCCACCAUCAAAACCAAACGCACCAUCCAGUUUGUGGACUGGUGUCCAACUGGUUUCAAGGUUGGCAUCAACUACCAGCCUCCCACUGUGGUUCCUGGUGGAGAUCUGGCCAAGGUCCAGAGGGCUGUUUGCAUGCUGAGCAACACCACUGCUAUUGCAGAGGCCUGGGCUCGGCUGGACCACAAGUUUGAUCUGAUGUACGCUAAGCGUGCUUUUGUGCACUGGUAUGUUGGUGAGGGGAUGGAGGAGGGAGAGUUCUCUGAGGCCAGGGAGGACAUGGCAGCUCUAGAGAAGGAUUACGAGGAGGUUGGAGUCGACUCCAUUGAGGGUGAGGGAGAGGAGGAGGGAGAGGAGUACUAAAGGGAACAUAGAGAAAUUGGUUCAACAUGAAAUAAUUGAUAGCAAUGAUUUAUUGAAUGCAUUCAAAAAAUUGUUCUUCAAUUCAAAUCUUUGGUUGGCUGGUGAUGAUUAAAACUCCUGAACCCAUCAAAAUGUUUUUUGUUGUAAUGAUUUGUGCAGAGGAGAGGGGAAACAGUCCAUUCAUUCCAUUACAUUGUUCACAAUAAAACCUCUGUGAAGUUGUUUGUCCCUUUUUCCAACAUCGUUAAUAUUUUCCCAUAACAGAAAUUGGUUCAACAUGAAAUAAUUUAUUUUAUGGAAGUCUGGUUCUUCAACGAUGAUUAAAAAAAUGAGCAUUAGAUUUUAUUUUUGUUUUUACCAGAGUAGCAGGAAUGGGCUUCUAUAGAUUACAGUUCUUUAAUGCAUUCCAAAAAAGUUCUUAUAUUUGAGGUGUUAUUAAAAUGGUUACACCUCAGUAAUUCCAAGUAUUUUGUUCAAAACGAUGCAUUUUGAAGAUUCCUUUGAAUUAAAACUUGGAAACACUAAAACUGAGAAAUGUUCAAGAUUGAGUUUUAAAUAUGAGCUUGGAUUGUUGGUGAAAGGUUUGUCCAGAAUAAAAUCUCUGAAGUGAA
Nothobranchius furzeri (turquoise killifish) is the source of this 2095-nucleotide messenger RNA. RefSeq names its product tubulin alpha-1A chain. Gene Ontology annotation, biological process: microtubule cytoskeleton organization; mitotic cell cycle. Gene Ontology annotation, molecular function: structural constituent of cytoskeleton; GTP binding. The record is from RefSeq and is a predicted model, not a curated record. Gene Ontology annotation, cellular component: cytoplasm; microtubule. Lineage: Eukaryota; Metazoa; Chordata; Actinopteri; Cyprinodontiformes; Nothobranchiidae.